GCUGCCUCUGUGAGGACAUAUUUGUUAUUGGUGUACACAAGUUUAGGUGAGGCUCCCGAGGUUAAGGGGUGAGGCCGUUAAGAUUGUCUUCCUAGAGGUAAAGGAGGCUACGAGUAAUGCGGAUGGUGUUGUGAAGGAUGACUUGAGCUGGGACGGCAUCACAAGAAUCGGUAAAGAUCGUGAGCAUUGUGUGGAUGGAUCCCAGCAAACAGGCCAGCAACAAGGACUGUUCUUGUUACUAAGGAUUUGAGUUCAACUGAAGCUAAAAUCUCUACAUGUCUUACAAUGGAGAACCCCACUUGGAAUUGAAUAGUUUGGAGGACCUAUCCUGUCAUCUUCUGUGUUUUGUAUUUUAAUGUAAGGUGAAGUAAUACCUGUAAAAUUCUUAUAUGUGGAUACACUCUACUCAGUAACAAGCUGUUAUUGGAACUAAGACACACUGAAUGUUUGAAAACAUGGAGAGUGAAAAAAGUAUCCUGGUUGCCAGUACUGUCGACGGUUAUAUGAGGGGGGAGAGAGUCUGGGAAGGACCCCAUGCUGGACGUCAUGCAUCUCAGAACAGUAGGAACUUGCCACUUAUAUGCCGUCCCUGGCGACUGUGGCACAGGGCCACUCUGUGUUUUGCAGGCCCAAGAAAAGCUUCUUGGAGGCGGUGUAUUCUUGGGGCUGCACUUAUAGUCAUCGUGGUGGUGAUUUAUUCAUUCAGUGAAUCAUCUCAUCGAUCAUUGUUGAGCUAUGUUUUGUGUUCCAGCUUGGUACGGGGCCGCCCACCCGAGUCACUGUUUCGGUGCAACAACAUGGGCAACACUACUCUCCCUCAUCUCCGAGUGCCCCCAAAGACCUUGGAGAAUAAACUACGUGAAGAUCCCAAGGUGUUGCUUUUUACGGAGACUCGGUACUCAAAAACUGGGAAAGCCAUCACAAAUAUUCUUGUAGCAAAUAGAAUCAAGUACAAAAUGGAAGUUUUGGGUAAGUCACUGCCUGGACUCACCAAUCUUUCAAGAGGCAAAUAUGGCACAGUAGUGUUUGAGAACUUUGAACGUUACCUUCAGAUAGACCCUUGGAAUCGGGAACUCUUGGACAAGUACUUUCGAGACUAUAAUGUUGGACUGAUUGGGUUUAUGCCGUCACAUGAGGACACUCAAGUUGGGGCUAAGCUCCGGGGCUUUCCUCUCUACGUACAUACUAACAUGGCAUUAGAGAAUAUCAGCCUCAAUGGUGAAAACCCAGUUCUACAGCUGACCAGGGCUGGAGGAACAAUCACAGACAACUUACUAGGGAUGGCCUGGACUGUGUUUUCACCGGAUGAUACUACCUAUGUGCCUAUAGAAUGGGCUUACUCAAGUGUUCCUCACUACUCUGAAGAAAAGUUGAUUACUGUUGUUCUGGACAAGGGAGAAUUUGAUGGUAUUCAACGAGUGUUAUUUGGGGGCAAUUUAGAGUUCUGGCUGCACCGGCUGCUAUUUCUUGAUGCCAUGUCCUACCUCAGCAUGGGCCGUAUUUCCAUUUCUAUGGAUCGCUAUGUUUUGGUUGACAUAGAUGACAUUUUUGUUGCAAAAAAAGGGAUACGUAUGACUGCAGAUGACGUGAUGGCACUUCUGGAUUCUCAAAAGCGUCUUCAAGAAAUGGUACCAGGCUGGAAAUUUAACCUUGGCUUCAGUGGCAAAUACUACCAAAAUGGCUACCCAGAAGAGAACAUUGGUGAUAGGAAACUUCUAGAGCAUGUGGAUGACUUUUGGUGGUUUGGUCACAUGUGGGGGCACACACAACCUCAUUUACUUUCCCCAAAAGACCUUGAGGAACAGAUGGAGCUCAACAAGCAGUUUGCUAUGAAGCACAACAUACCAACUGACUCAGGUUAUGGUGUUGCCCCACAUCAUUCUGGUGUAUACCCAGUCCAUGAAGCCUUGUAUGAUGUAUGGAAGAAGGUGUGGAAUGUACGAGUGACAUCCUCGGAGGAAUAUCCUCACCUUCAUCCUGCUCGACUACGAAGAGGCUUUAUUCAUCGUAAUAUUAUGGUACUGCCAAGACAGACUUGUGGCCUAUUUACUCACACAAUAUUUAUAGACCAGUAUCCUGGAGGACGCAACAUACUUGAUGUCAGUAUCCAUGGAGGAGAGCUCUUCCAAACCAUUGUGUUCAGUCCAGUCAGCAUCUUCAUGACUCAUCUAAGUAACUAUGGGAAUGACCGGUUGGCCCUCUAUACAUUUGAGUCUGUUAUCAAGUUUGUUAAGUGUUGGACAAACCUCAACUUGCGUACUGUGCCGCCACUUCAGCUUGGAGAGAAAUACUUCCAUCUCUUUCCAGAAGAGAGAGAUCCCAUAUGGGGGUACCCGUGUGCAGACCAUCGGCAUCUUGAGAUAUGGGCAAAGAAUAAGUCUUGCGAGCAGCUGCCUAAGUUCCUGGUUAUUGGCCCACAGAAAACAGGAACAACAGCUCUCUAUACCUUUCUGGCUAUGCAUUCUGCCAUUGUUGCCAACUAUCCAUCUCCUGAAACUUUUGAGGAAGUCCAAUUUUUCAAUGGAAAAAAUUACUAUAAGGGAAUUGAUUGGUACAUGAAGUUCUUUCCAGUUCCAGCAAAUUCUUCUAGCAAGUUUCUGUUUGAGAAGAGUGCCACAUACUUUGAAGGGGAGACAGUGCCAAACAGGGUGAAGGCUCUUCUACCUCAUGUGAAGCUGGUGAUUACAAUCAUUCCUCCGAGCAAGCGAGCAUACUCCUGGUAUCAUCACAUGCGUGCCCACAAUGAUCUCACAUCCCUACAGUAUAAUUUCCAUGAGGUCAUCACAGCAACAGACAAGGCACCACGACAACUCAGGACUUUGCGCAACAAAUGCUUGAUACCUGGGAUGUAUGCCAAGCAUAUAGAAAGAUGGCUAGACUUUUUUCCUGCCUCACAAGUAACCAUCAUUGAUGGAGAGGAGCUGAGAAAUGACCCAAUCUACAUCAUGAAUGAUCUUCAAAAAUUCCUCAAUAUUGAACCAUUUUACAACUAUACUGAGCACUUAAGAUUUGACAAGAGGAAAGGUUUCUUUUGCCAAGUAAUAGAAGAAGACAAGACCAAGUGUCUGGGGAGGGGAAAGGGUAGGAUCUAUCCUGCCAUGAAUGAAUCUGAUGCAAAGUUACUGAAGGAGUACUACCAGCCAUACAACAUAGCCCUGGAGAAGUUACUUACCCGCCUUGACUACCCAGUGCCUGGCUGGCUGGAAGAUGAGUUGCAGUAGAUAUUGUUGAAUAAAUAAGAAGUACAGUAUCUAAAUUACCAGGCAUGGUAAUGCUUAGCGAAUUGUAUUUAGUGUACAUCAGUAUGGGUGAUAUUCACUCACAGGGUGUAUGUUAGCUUCAUUAACCAGUCAUAAACUCUCAUAAUAUUAUGUGGGGUUUGAUGGCUUACAUGCAAAAGUCACUUAUUUAUUGCGAUAUUUUAGUGUACCUAAAUUUUCAAGGAAUGCAGGAGUUCCUUGGAAGUUGUUGGUAAAAACUGAAGACUCAAGUAGUAUAUGCAUGCCUACAAUAAAUUAUAAGAAUAAUAAUUUUAUUUUAGAAUAUUAAUUUUUUUUGAAUACAGUAUAUACAAAAUAUAUAUAUAUAUAUAUGUGUGGGGAGGACUACAUGAUUUGCCAUCUUUCUCUGGUGGUUAGGCAGCUCAAAUUAAUUUUUAGUUGUUCUGGGCAAGUGUGUCCAUAGCAACUACGGACACAUAAUUUACUGUGACCUGGGAGCAGUGGUUCAGUGGUGGCAGCCCCCAAAUUAUAUUUGCUAGUUGCCAUUCACUUUUAACCUGAGAAACAAAGUACUUAAUGCAUUUUAUUAAAAUAUUUUUGAAAGCGUACCCUCAAUUACAUAUUGUUUAGCUAAGGGGCUUCCUUUUACUAGCAGUCUUAAAAUAAGUCUAUGAAACUGGACCAUGUUUCUUAUUUUAGAAGGUUUACUUGCACACACUCAACAUAUAUUUUGUACGAUUUACAUUUUUUUCACAAAGGUACAGAUAUGACUGGAAUCAAGACCAAACUUAUACAUAUAUUCCUUCAUCUGAUAUUGUUCAUUAAUUCUAUGGUAUCCCCUUCUACAAGCAGAUUUCAAAUUAUCAAUCUGUUGCCUCACACAACCUAUCAUCACCCAUCAGUAGUACAGUCAUUCCCCAAACACAUUUAACACUGUGCUCACUGGUCAUUCAUGUCCAGUAUACACUACUGUAUUAAUAUUUCCUGUGUCCAUGCAUCUUUUCAUGUAACCUGGCUACAUUUUGACAAAAUGAGAGUAGUGUUUUUUUUUAAAUCCCCAGAAUAAAUUCAUCACCUUGAAAAUAUCCUGUCUGUUUGUGGUAGUGAGGAAUGAUAGGGAAAAUAUAAACUUCUGUAUCUUUCAUUCCAUGAUAGCAUAUGUAUGCCAUGAGAUGAGCAUUGUCACUGAAAUCAGUAGAUUCAUUCAGCUGAAGACAAAAUUGCCCACUCGUUUUUAUUGCUGCAAUCACCUUCUGUUUGAUGUAUUUCAACACAUAAUAGAUACAUGCAAGACCUGUAUCAUUUCACAAAGUAUUAUGAUCAACUUCUUAGCGAUGUCGUCUGUAGACGAAAUACACCGUGUCGAGAGCAGCAAGUUUCACAAAUACCUUAACAAUGGUGUGAAAAGCUUAUUGUAGUUUUCAUUCUUAUUCAUUAUGUUGACAGUAUCUAAUGCCAUGUGAAAUACAAUCACUAUUAAUUUACAUUAUACUGUAUGUUUUUCUGACACUACUUCGGGCCAGCUGCUCACAUUCACGAUUGAGUUACAAAUCCAUUGGUAGUCAAGCUGGCUGGUGUAACAGUGAUAUCAUUAAUAACCAAUCACAGUUCUAGAUCCCCAGGAGCAAAUGAGAACUCCAUCCAGUGAGUGAUAAGAAAACUAGUGAUGUAAAAAGCGCCUAAUUUGAACACCUUGUUGACAUUGAAGACUCCAUUAGGGUAGCCACUAUUGGAUUCCAAAUGAAAGUUUAAAGUCACAGGAGACCCUUGUCAACCCAUCUCUAAAUGGCUUAGUAACCCAGUUUGAGUCACAAUCCAGGGGUUAAGAACCACUGGUGUGUAAGGAGUCAAGUUGAUAUUAUACAGUAGUUUGUUCAACUUUUCAUACGUAAUGGUGGCUAACCUACACAAGCGUAGGGAGUGAUAAUAUUUGUAUUUUAAAAUAUAUUAAAACCAUCAAAGUUAAGUUUUCUAAAAAAAUAAAUAAAUAAAUAGAAGACCUUUGGAUACAAAACUUGUUUUGGUACAAUGACACAGUUGAGAGUAGGUUUUGAGUGAUGUACUGUACAAAUAUUUGAAAUGAUGCACAGUUAAUAUACCAUUACUUUUAUGAUAUCCCAAAGGAAUCCAGUCACAUGACCUGUCUCCUAAGUUGAGGUAAUGGUGGGGAUUAAGGGUAAUCUUCUUGAUGACAGUUUUCAGGAUCAGGUCAGUGGACCCCGGACCUGAUCCUGAAUACAUGUACUGUCAUCAAGAAAAUUAUCCCUAAUCCCCCACCUUACUGUACCUCAACUCAGGACACAGUUCACAUGACCUGAUCUUCUUUGUUCUGUCUUAUCCCUUACUUUGUACUGUUAGUUGGCUGAAGAGGGUCCUAGUAUACCAACUCCAAGAUUUCAUCUUUUAUUUCUCCAAUGUAGGUUUUUACUUCAUUUACCAGUGUGACCAUUACACUUUUGGAAUAUCAUUAUGUUAUCACCUUGCCUAACAAUGCAAGUGUUACAUUUAUUUAUUACUGUAUUAUUUAAUUUACUAUUAUUUUAAAAUACUGUACUGUAUACAGUACAAUAUUUUCUUUAUUUCUAAGCCACAUUACAGUACUGUAUUGUAAUGAUGCACACUUGGAGCAUAGAAUCCCCAGUUAUUCCGAUUUCCCUCCCGAUUUUUUCCCAGUGAGUCGAAGAUCACUAAACCAAAAAUUUAUGAUUGUUAACCGAGAAAGGGUGCUGAAAUUUUUAAAUCGCUAAACCAAAAAAUCGCUAAGUGAACUAUUGUAAAGCAAGGGGUACCUGUAAAUGAAAAACAAACAAAUUCUUAGUU
This is a messenger RNA of Homarus americanus (American lobster), 6041 nucleotides long. RefSeq names its product bifunctional heparan sulfate N-deacetylase/N-sulfotransferase-like (gene sfl). Gene Ontology annotation, molecular function: deacetylase activity; heparan sulfate N-sulfotransferase activity. The record is from RefSeq and is a predicted model, not a curated record. Lineage: Eukaryota; Metazoa; Arthropoda; Malacostraca; Decapoda; Nephropidae. Gene Ontology annotation, cellular component: Golgi apparatus. The transcript has 17 exons. Bases 444 to 3221 code for a protein of 925 amino acids.